This is a messenger RNA of Notothenia coriiceps (black rockcod), 2777 nucleotides long. RefSeq names its product testis-expressed sequence 2 protein-like. NCBI's taxonomy places the organism in Eukaryota, Metazoa, Chordata, Actinopteri, Perciformes, Nototheniidae. Gene Ontology annotation, cellular component: endoplasmic reticulum. The coding region runs from base 16 to 2757 and encodes 913 amino acids. The transcript has 6 exons. The record is from RefSeq and is a predicted model, not a curated record. Gene Ontology annotation, molecular function: lipid binding.
AGUGGCAGUACUGCAAUGACUAGCCGGGAUCCUAGCCAUGCAGAGAGCGCCCACUCCACAGAAAAACCACCACCUGCCUUGUCCCCCAAGCUCCAUGUCCUGCGAUCGCCAUCAAAGGACAACAUCACCAUCCACUUCUCAGCUCUUGGGAAGGAGGAAGAGGAGGAGGAAGAAGAGCUGUACUGGACAACUGUCUCCACUCCCUCAGGAGCUCAGGAUGACUCAAACAUUGUGACAGCCGUAGAAGCAAGUGAAGAGAUGUUCGAUUGCAUUCCAUCAGAGUCUGCGGCCAAGGCUGCUGUCAUGCCUGACUCGUCCGUACUAUCUUCAGUUUCUAAACAUCACACUAAUCGUUCUCCAGCAGAAACUUCACCAUUGCAUACUGCUGAGCAAAAAGGCUCAACUUACAAUCCCUCUCCAACUAAAUCUUUGAGCUUUCCCUCCAGUGACAAGCCCUUCUUCAGCAUGGUGAAGUCUCUCUCGUCCGACAUUGAUUCUGGUGACGGGAUCCCUUCUGUUUCUGCUCCCACAGUGAGGCAUAGGCAACUGAUGAGAAAUCUCGUCAAAUCGUUGUCUUCAGACACAUCCCAGGAAUCUUCUUCUUCUUCGUCGUCAUCCUCCUCCUCCACACCCUUCCGUCUUCCAGACUCCCGCCUUAACCUGCAACUCUUCAAGCAAUUCACACAGUCUCGGAUGCCUUCUGCUACCACGACGUCAGCUGGGGACUCUAAAACUGCACCUUCUUCUCCAUUAAUCACGACGGAUGCCCGCAGCUUCUUCAAGGUCUCAGAAGUUGAGGCAAGAAUCGAAGACACUAAGCGGCGUCUUUCUGAGGCCAUCUCCGAACCACUCCAACUGCUGAGAGAGAUGAUGGACGAAAAGACUGGCAGCAGCAUUUACCGGCCGAAAGUUCUGUCUGCCAGUGCCUCAGAACUCUCCAUUUCCUCUAUCAAUGCUCAACUGGAGAGCAACAACAACUACUGCAUCAAGGAGGAAGAAGGAGUUGACCUAGAAGCUGAAGCCCUUAACAGCGAGGCUUCUGGUACAACUGAAACAUCUGUUCUUUCCUCUGUUGACACUAAGAGCCCCAACAAAUCUUUACUUUCAAUGUCAUUGGACAAAUGCUCUAUGUCUGCUCUCGCUAAACAAGACGACGAGGACUAUUGCAUCCUGUACAGUGAGGACUUUGAGACUUGUGACAACACAGCAGGUGAUAUAACUGAUGAUACCAGAACUGGGAGUCAAUCUAAAGAGCCACUAAGUGGAAGUACAGAACUGUGCAGCGAAGAUGAAUCUGACAGGUUUGAGCCUGUACCCAGUGUUCCACACUAUACACUGGUCAUCCUUACUGUACUGCUGUAUGGGUGUUUUGUAUUACCUCUGCCGAGUUACGUAGGAGGAGUACUGCUUGGGAUUGGGCUUGGGUUUCUUUUAGCUAUUGGCGUUGUGUGGCUGACGGGACCUAAACCUUCUGGCAGUGCUUUUAGACAUUCCAUACAGCGUGGGAAGCUGUGGGAUGUCACCAGGUUGGAUAUUAAGGAACCAGAAAUCUACAAGGGCUGGAUGAAUGAGAUAUCGAACUAUGACGCAGAGACGUACCAUGCCACACUGACACACUCUGUGUACGUCCGCUUGGAGGGCUCCAUCAUUCGUCUGUCUAAACCCAACCAUAACGUCGCCCGCCGUUCCACACACAAUGAACCAAAACCUGAUAUCCAGUACAUCAGUCAGAAGAUAUACGACAUCACCAACAGCAAAGUAUAUCUAGCCCCUCAGAGCCUGGCCAGGAAACGUAUAUGGAACAAAAAAUACCCCAUCUGCAUUGAACUUGCCAAACAGGAUGACUUCAUGUCAAAGACUGAGGGGGAGUCCAGCGAGAGCCUCAGCACAAGGGACAGGGGGGCUCAGGAGCGAGGGGGGUCCUCCUCCAGUAGAGAGCUCACCCUCUAUCUGUUCGGAAGGACGGGGAGGGAGAAGGAGGAGUGGUUCCAGCGCGCUCUGUCUGCAUCCAAGCUAAAAGCGGACACAAAGAAAACUGGAAGUGUUGCAGCAACUAAGAACGCUCCGACCUCUCACAGUCGCAGCAGCAGUCGCGGCAGUUUGGACGAAGCUCUAGCAUCUCAGCCCAGGUCGAAAGACUCCUCGGUAUCCUCAACAACAGCAAGCGGUGCCAGAACCAAACAGCUGCUGGACUACAACGUAUACAUGGCCUCCUUACUGCCAAAACAGGCGGUAGUCAGCCCUGCAGCGGCCAGCCCUGCUCCUCAGAGUCCUCAGAGCAGCCCGGGGGCAGAUAAGAAGCUCCAGAGCACCACUUCAUCUCAGCCGCCGCCCAGGGAGGAGGGAGAGGAGGAGGUGAUGGAGGAGGAUCAUGUUGCCUGGCUGAAUGCCACUCUGGGCCGGGUCUUCUGGGACUUCCUGUGUGAGCCGUACUGGGCUGAGCUGGUCUCCAAGAAGAUUCAGAUGAAGCUCAGCAAGAUACGGUUACCUUACUUCAUGAAUGAGCUAACCCUGACAGAACUGGACAUGGGCUCGGCCACUCCCAGAAUCCUCGGGGCAUCCAAACCCUCCAUUGACUACAGAGGCAAGAAAGAAAUCAAUGUUAACACACACUCUCACACAAACACACACACUCUCACACACACUCUCACACACACACACACACACACACACACACACACACACACACACACACACACACACACACACACUGUUUCCUGUGAAGAGAUACUCGCACGUCUCGCCAAGCUACACUAGUUAUAAAUAUGUUUAUUCUU